Molecule: messenger RNA, 2911 nt
Organism: Emericellopsis atlantica
Lineage: Eukaryota; Fungi; Ascomycota; Sordariomycetes; Hypocreales; Bionectriaceae
Product: putative C6 transcription factor
Exons: 4
Coding region: 426-2711 (761 amino acids)
Biological process (GO): regulation of DNA-templated transcription
Cellular component (GO): nucleus
Molecular function (GO): DNA-binding transcription factor activity, RNA polymerase II-specific; transcription cis-regulatory region binding; zinc ion binding
Source: RefSeq, a predicted model, not a curated record
CUCAUCCCGCCUCGACAAGAAUGUUGGUCGGCCGCUAAACAAGUUAAACGACACGCAAUCAGUCCGUCAUUUCUUACACUUCAUUGUCAGCAGCGCAUCCGAGAAGUGUCAGCAGCUCACCCACUGAUUACGGUAUAUGUACCCGUGAGCUCAUUCCACGUCGCGGCCGACUGCCGAACGGACAUUAUCUAUAAUGUCCGUCCUUUCCACGACCAGAGGAGAGAGGGUCUUUAAGCAACGCUCCGACGGAACCUUCUUCAUUUUCCUGCUCUCGCGGUGGCAUCCAAAUUGGAAACGGCGUUUGAUGGGAUAGGCUGCUGGUGCGAUUGAGCAUUUUGGCGCAUGGAUUUUCCGUUACUCUCCCUCCUGCCAGACCCAGCCGUUACGCAAUCGCCCGAGAGCCAGCUCGUGUAAGUGAAGCUGAGAUGGCGCCAUCCACGCAGCAAUCGUCGCCCUUUUCCGGCGAUGAAGCCAACUCUGACGAGAGUACACUUCCCAAUGCAAGGCCGCAGCCUUCAACGGCAAAAUGGGGAGCCGCAUGUGCUUCCUGCGCGACGGCCAAAGCCAAGUGCAUCCGAUCCAACCCACAGUCUGGCGCCAAAUGUGACAGAUGCGAACGACUGUUCAAGGACUGUGCAGCGCAAGUGCAUCGUCCCCGCAAGAAGAGGGUGGCCAAGCCAUCGAAAACGGUGCAGCUGGAGAACAAGCUGAACGAUCUGUACUCCUUAUUCAAACAUGGGGAGCUGAAGAACGGAGACGUUGAUGAAGACAAGUUGGGCACGCUGCUGGACCCAUGCGUUUCUGCUACUUCACGCAAACCAUCUGCCUCCCCAGUAGACAGCGACAGGGACUGGACGGUACCCAAGGAGUACAACUCUCGUGCUCCGCCGUCAUGUAUCUGUCGGCUUGACGGCGGCCAUGUGCCUCCGAUACCAGACUCGGACGAGACACUCCUUGACACCUACCGUCGCGAGCUCGUGCCAGUCCACCCUUUCGUGGUCGUACCAGCUACCACAUCGGCGGCGCAGCUCAAAACCGAAAGACCCUUCCUCAUGUCGGCCAUCAGGAUGGUUGCCUCUUUCCGAAGCCUGCGCUCGAUGAGGGCGCAGAUGUACUACCUCAUGCAACAAAUUUCAGAGAGGAUGCUUAUUCAGUCAGAGCGAUCACUCGACUUAUUGCUGGGAAUUAUUGUCAUCAUUGGAUAUUACCAAUAUCAUUGCUUCACGCACGCCCAAAUCAGCAACCUGAUCAUGAUGGCACAGGCGUUGGCUGGAGAUCUUGGGCUGAAGAGUAUGCCCACCAGAAGCGAAAGGUCAACGUUGAUGAUGGUCAAGCCACUGGAUGUACAACCUCGAACAAACGAAGAAAGGCGAGCGUUGGCCGGUGUCUGGUUUCUCUCCUCUGCACUCGCCCUGGGGUUCGGCAAGACCGAGUCCAUGCGCUACACUCGGUACCUCGAUCAAUGUGUCCAGGAACUUGCCACUGGGUUGGAGUAUGAGACGGAUGUGAUGCUCAUGAACCUGGUUCGCGUUCAGUACUUGAGCGAUCGCAUCUCGAGAUUCAAUGUCCAGGAUCACAGCACAGACGAAAUGCCAUUAUUUUCAACAGCGCAAGUCAGCCGAACUAGCUAUGUGGCUGCCUUUCAGGCAGAGCUCGACGAGCUGCGGCAGAAACUGCCCCUGGAACUCAAGGUCAACAGAAUAUUGCAAGCCCACAUCAACUCGGCGGUGCUCCGCCUCUACGCACCCCCUAUCAUUGACAGCAACCUAGUCCACCAGAUGGCAGAGUGUCUGACAACACCGCCAGAUGGAGGCUGCUCGCCUCUCGAAGAGCUGUACCGAUCUCGAAAUGCACUCAUCGACUGGUUCGAGAAUUGGCUCGCUAUACCAACAUCAUCAUACUACUGCCAGACGACGGCUACAUGCUCGCUCAUCGUGCAUGCCUGCUCUAUGCUCGGACGGUGGGCGAAGCUCAUCGCUCCGACGAAAGCACACAACAUCGACACCAAUCUCUCGCACGAGGAUCUCCGCGAGGAUUGUCAUAGCUCCCCUUCCUCUAAAGGCCCCAGCCGCGGCGCGACUUCGGCCCUGACGCCUGCGCCUUCCGACUCGUCCGCAGAGAAAGAGCCCUGUGAACACAACCAUCCACUUAGACAGAAAGACUCAGAUCCUUCGUUGCCAGUCGCCGUCGUUAAUCUGCAAUCACGUCUGAAGCGUCAGUCUGGGCUUCAUAUAGACGUGCCGAGCAUUCUCUGCACAAUACAAACUCGCUUCAAGCAAGUCAGUACAACCUUGCAGUCGCGGUCUCUUGACCGAAGCGCAGCAGAUGAUCCCAACAUCUGGGGUAUGUCGGCGGCCAAGAUGCUCAUCUUGCGCUCGAAGCUCGAGCAAUGGGCCGAUCUUGUGGUAGCGGGGACAGAGGCACUGAGUUUGGAAGAUAGGGGCCCACACGAUGCGGUCAUGGGAGAUGUGGGAGGGAGCCUAAUGGACAUGAACAAUGCGUUCGCGCGAGACCUGUAUGUGCCAGGCUUUGAUUUCGGGGCUGACGCAUGGGGGGACCCGAAUGGGUGGCUGAUGGAUAUGUGUGUCUUUGGUGAGGGAGGUGUAAACCCCUUCGAUGGGAAUGGUCUCGACUGGGACCCGAUGGUGGUGAACUCGGUGGGAUCCGUGGAGCAUGUGACACAUGGUGAUGGGCCGCUAUACCAAGGCUAAGGAAACAGAAGUUACAUGCAAGCUCUGGGUACUCGACUCCGAGACGGAUAGUUACCCCUGAGUAUUUAUUGUUGAUCUAGGGUAGGCAAGGAGUCUUGGGGUGAUCACGGACAGUCUGGUUGGACGCACACCCACCUGUGACCGAGCCUUAUUGACCAGAUGUAGACUCAAGUAUUAAUAUUAGAAAGGCCGGAUGUGUG